Molecule: messenger RNA, 423 nt
Organism: Sordaria macrospora k-hell
Lineage: Eukaryota; Fungi; Ascomycota; Sordariomycetes; Sordariales; Sordariaceae
Source: RefSeq, a predicted model, not a curated record
AUGACAUCCCAAAUCGACAAUAUGAGCCUCGAAGCCCACUUUGAGGCGUGUUGGAGCAUAAGCUGGUACGCCCGCUACAAAUGCGCGCGGAGCAACUUUUCAGGCGUCUGGGUAGGGCCCUCUGUCCCCGUCGAGGUCGUUGACCUCUGGAAGCGCUGCGACUGGCAUGACCUGCUUAAUGGAACUGGUGGAGUCCCGGCCGAAAACACUUACCGUCAAAUCAUUGAGAACUUGAAGUCUUUGCCGGAGGACGAGAGGAAGAUCACAAACUACCUCUGCGGAGCAGUCCCCAUGGAAAGCAUGCCAAUGUACGACCGGCCAGAUGGGCCAUAUUGGCGCGCCACUCGCGCUCACAACGUGCUGCACAAGGACGUUCGCACUUUUGAGGAAAAGAAGCUGGGGGUCAUGGAAACAAGCCUUUGA